Messenger RNA from Megalops cyprinoides (Indo-Pacific tarpon), 2785 nucleotides. RefSeq names its product membrane bound O-acyltransferase domain containing 1 (gene mboat1). Gene Ontology annotation, molecular function: acyltransferase activity. Gene Ontology annotation, biological process: lipid modification. Lineage: Eukaryota; Metazoa; Chordata; Actinopteri; Elopiformes; Megalopidae. The coding region runs from base 200 to 1678 and encodes 492 amino acids. Gene Ontology annotation, cellular component: membrane. The record is from RefSeq and is a predicted model, not a curated record. The transcript is spliced from 13 exons.
UUACGAACAGACACCGAUCCACCUCUUACUUACGCAGCAGUCAGAGGGGACUGCAUGGGGUGACUCGGUUUAUAACCACCAAUGAACGAAGUACCACGUUGACUUAUUACACCGUUGAAGUGUUAAACUAACCAACUAUAACUUUUCAUUUCCAUUCUGAAGCGGCGUUACUGAGAUUUGGGAUCUGUAGAAAUGCAGAAUGGGAGAUCAGUCAAGCGUCUCGUAUAGAACAACAGGUUCCAUAUUUUUGCAUCCUGUCAGCGUCUUCGUUGGGAUCCCACUGGAUCAGGUGAACUUCUUGGCCUGCCAGGUCUUUGCGCUGGUGACUGCCUUUUGGUUCCGCCUGUACCUCAGCCCCCAGCGUGUGGGCCCAGUGGUGCGCCAUGCCAUCGCCACACUCCUCGGCAUUGCUUUCCUCAUAUUCUGCUUUGGCUGGUAUUCGGCUCAUAUUUUUAUCCUGGUGCUCGCCUGCUACCUAAUCAUGAUCAAAGCUGACAUACACAACAUCCACAGGUAUUCUCUGGUUAUGGCAAUGGGCUACCUCACAAUAUGCCAUGUCAGCAGAGCCAUCAUAUUCAGCUAUGGCAUCCUGUCCACUGAUUUCUCUGGACCGCUGAUGAUAAUAACUCAGAAGAUCACGACUUUGGCCUUCCAAGUGCACGAUGGUAUGGGUUGCAAGGCCGAUGACCUCAAAGCAGAGCAGAGACGACUUGCCGUGCACUCCAGGCCCUCUCUCCUGGAGUACUUCAGCUACCACCUCAACUUCCUCAGUGUGCUGGUGGGGCCAUGUAGUAACUACAGGGACUAUGUGGAGUUCAUCGAGGGCCGGCACAUCCGGAACAGGCUGGCAGAGGCGACUAGCAGGCAGAACAGCGUGGGCACGCCUCUGGAGCCUUCACCCGUGGGGGCUGUCAUUCAUAAAUUGCUCAUCUGUGCCAUUUGCCUUCUUCUGUUCAUGACCCUCACCAAAGAAUUCCCCAUUUCCUACAAUGCUGACAUUGACUUCAUCAGCCAGGCGUCCUUUCUGACCAGACUGACGUAUGCCUUCUUUUCAAUACAAGCAGCAAGGCCAAAGUUCUACUUUGCCUGGACAUUUGCUGAUGCCAUUAACAAUGCUGCAGGCUACGGUCUCAAAGGGGUGGAUGAAAAGGGACAGGUUUCUUGGGACCUUGUUUCCAACUUGAAUAUCUGGAAAAUUGAGACAGCAACAAGUUUUAAAAUGUUUAUUGACAACUGGAACAUUCAGACCGGAGUGUGGCUCAAGUGUGUGUGCUAUGACCGGGCACCCCGUUACCACACACCACUGACAUUUGUGCUGUCCGCACUGUGGCAUGGAGUCUACCCUGGGUACUACUUCACCUUCCUGACUGCUAUCCCCAUCACCCUGGCUGCCCGAGCCGUACGUAAGAACUUUCGCCACUACUUGCUAUCCUCUGCGGCAGUGAAGUUUGGGUAUGACGUGCUGACCUGGUUGGCCACACAGCUGGCUAUCUGCUACACUGUCAUGCCCUUUCUCCUGCUGGCAGUGGACCCCACUAUGUGGUACUACAGGUCCAUGUACUUCCAUUUUCACAUCAUUAGUGUUCUGGUCUUGAUUGCUCUGCACAUCAAACCAGCCAGCGUAAGGCCUCAGCCCUACCGGGCCCACCACUUGAACAACAACGUGCAAGGAAAGUGAUAUCUGCUCCAUGGGUCCAUGCAGGCUGCCAGAGUCUCAGCAGGACAAAGGCUUCUCUGUGUACAUAACAAAGUGCGCUCUGCGGGACGCGCUCGCUGACGGAGAGGGUGACGGGCUGGAGAAAUGUCCAGAAUUUCCCGUCCGGCUUUCAGAGAGGCCUGUGUAAGACACUGCACAGACAACCCAGGGAAGAGCUAAAGCUGAGUCUACAGAGAUUCUGUCAGCACCAGAGAGAUGAGACACUGCUGAUCCACUUGGAAAUACCUGGACUUGCAUCAACCCAAAGUAAGGGCUCCAACAUCUGGCAAGGUUCAUGCCUCUCUACAUGCUGCAUGUGAAGUUCAUGUCCUCCGAUAACACAGAAAUGAUGUGACGUCACCUAGGCCACAUUAAAAUGGAAGAAAACACACAUUUUCUCUGGUUUGCAAUGACGGAUGAGGAUAUAGAAAGCCAUUAAUAGUCGACCAAGGUGACUGACAUACUACAUGUGGCCUCUCUGUCAGUUUGGAAUGACCAAGAUUCCAAGGAGGAGUCCAUGCUAACUGGGCCCCAGAGCCAUGUAGAGAGAGAGUCACAUCAACUCUAUUCACUCCAAUGGACCUUUUUUACAGCAAGGGCGGAUCGUGGAGCCUCUCAAUAGUUCCUGGAAGUUAUCAGCAAAUACUAGCAGCGCAGUAGAGUUGCAGCAGAAUAGACUGUUUGUGAUGCACUUUUAAAGGGUAAGACAUUAAAGAAUCAGAUUGUAUAUUAUCAGCACAUCUGAAUCAAAUUAACAUGUGCAUUAAAGCAUGUUAGUGGAUUAUCCCCCCACUAAAUUAGUAGAUUUAGGGAACGUUAGAUUAGGCUAGGAUACUGGAUAAAGUUAGCAACACAUAACAUUAACCACAAACAGCCUAUUAAUAUGAUUACCUCACAUAUUUUUUUGUUGUUGUAAUCUUUAGUGAUAGUAAGAUUGCUCCUACUGACUUGAGCCAACCAUUUUUUCUCCUCUCCGUAUCAGUGGGGAAACGGUACAUUUGUACUGCUUUCUCCGAGCGAUUGAAGCAUCCCCAUGCAGCACAGCAAACCAUGGUGGAGACUAUAUGCAAGGACAACACAGAGGAAAGG